AGGUUCAUUCUACGUGGAGGAUGCAGUGUUUCUGGAGCCGCAGCCACUUUGUCCUAUAACCAUUCACCGCCCAAAACUCAGCGUGAGCCCCGCCAGCUGUACGAGUUUCCACAACUCUGGUCCAUGGCUGGCCGUUGUAUCUGGACUGGGUUUCGUUGGUGCUGGACCCACAAACCCCGGCCACGCUAUGGCACUGCAGCUGCUUGCAGAUUGGUUGCGUUGCUCCGGAGAGUGGACAGAGAAGUCAGCCGACGGUCUCGGUGUUGUGCGCCUGAUGAUUCUUGGUGAUUCCAUCCAACCUUCUGGCACGCCAAACUCAUAUGGCUCUACAGGCUCAAGCUAUCUUACACAACAAGCUCGAUACCUAACACGCAAUACGGAAGCGGAUAGUGUCACCGCGAUGGCACGAUUCGACGCAUGGCUUGCUACUCUCCCACUUGGUCCUGGUUACGUACCCUCCUCCUCCUCUCCUUCGAAUUCCAGAAAUGGUUUGCCAGUCGAUGUUCUUCCAGGUCAAAUGGAUCCCACUCCGCAGUUGUUGCCGCAGCAGCCGAUUCACGCCAUGACUCUGCCCUUGGCCGUCUCCCGCGCUGGUGGUACCCGACGGGGUGGACUAUCUGGAAGAACCAACCCAUUCAUGAUCAAGGUAUUCGGUCGAAAGGUUUUGGCCACUUCGGGUCAGGGCAUCCUGGAUUUGGAAUUAUACAGCGAUUUGGAGACUCCCUGCGACCGAAUGGAAGCCACUCUGCUUUGGGGCCACUUAGCACCUACUUGCCCUGACACCAUACCGGGAUACCCAGUGGAGGACGAUUUGCUCCUGCUGGCACAGCAGCGCACAGAGAAAGGAGCUCUCAGCUGUUCUCCGGACUAUCCGGAUAUUUAUUUGGCCGGUUGCCAACCAGGCACAACUGUUCAAUGGCGACGAGCCGCUCUAACAUGGCGGCAAAAGAUGAGCACUGAACAAGACACUAAAAAGGGUUCUCUUUUGGUUGCUGUUCCCCGAUUCUCCCUCUCUUUUUCCUUUGUUCUGGUGCAUUUGGAAACCCUCGAUUGCCGAGUUAUCCGCUUUGACUGCAGUGCGCUGGACAGCGCUGACUAGCGUUUCCGCUAGUCGGACGCACAGUUUUUUUGCAUUUACACUUAUGGAUGUCACUCGUUUGUCAUCUUCAGAGCAUAACUAUGUUUUUUCCCGAAAAAUUUGUGGCUACCGUUUUUGCUUUUGGUAGCCACGCAACUGUCGCAUUUCAUCGAACUCAUUCCGAGUAACACGAGAAUGACAGGUGCAAUAUAUCAUAUCAGUUUGCUGUUCCCUUUA
This is a messenger RNA of Dicrocoelium dendriticum, 1315 nucleotides long. NCBI's taxonomy places the organism in Eukaryota, Metazoa, Platyhelminthes, Trematoda, Plagiorchiida, Dicrocoeliidae. The record is from the annotation of a GenBank genome assembly.